AUGGCAGAAUUCAAUAUUUUAAAAAAGAUAAAUCAGCUUGCACUCUAUAAAUAUAAUAUAGGACAGAAAACAAAUAGUAUGGAGGGUACAGCUGCUGAUUCUAGUCUUAUAAAACUCAGAGAUCUCAAUGCGCAGAAUGUAAUUGAAGAUAGUUCAAAUAACGACAUUGUAAAUUUAGAUAAUCAUACGUCGACAAAGAGCUUGCAUCAUACUAAAAUUAGAGAGAGUUAUACUACAUAUCUUAGGAGCAUUAAUAUAGGUGUAUACUUUAUCAACCUAUCUGUGGUUAUGGUAUCUGGCUUUUUAAUUGGGGAUGUUUUUUGCAUCGAGAUGCUAUUCCAUAAAGAGUAUCCGUAUCCGAACUAUCUAUCAUUGCUUGUUUGUGGCUUGUGUAUUAUGCUAUUCCAGCUCACUAAGUACACUAUAGAUAUAAAUAAUUUCUACAGAUAUAUAAUUGGUAUAAAGCGCAAAAAUGGAUACACAUGGGUACUUUACAGCGCUAUAUUGGGCUUUGUCUUAUCACUAGUGAUAGGCAUAAUUCUCAGGUCUAUAAAUAUUUCCGAUCCAUGCAGUCAUGCAAAAAUGCUUAGAAUUGCAUCUUUGCAGAUAUUUCUAGGCUGUGCUAGCUUUACUUUUGAGCUACUAGAAGUACUUUAUAUUUUCACAUAUAUAAGAGAAUUAAAGACCCUUGUAGGGAACUUAGACCCAGCCAGAAAUAAAUGCAUAGGCAGCUUCUUAUCGGUAUUUAUGUUUGUAUCCCUCUGCUCAGCGUGGUACAUAUACUGCACGCAGAUAAACUCUGCUGUUUCCUAUUUGCUUAAAGAAGACAUAUUUAAGAUUACCAUUCUAUAA
This is a messenger RNA of Nematocida ausubeli, 852 nucleotides long. RefSeq lists its product as uncharacterized. The transcript has a single exon. The record is from RefSeq and is a predicted model, not a curated record. Bases 1 to 852 code for a protein of 283 amino acids. Lineage: Eukaryota; Fungi; Microsporidia.